AUGUGCUGGCAGGCGGAUGCGCAGGAUCUGAGAGGCUCUAGUGCGACCGGCGAGAUGAUUGACUUGCGUGAAAGCCUCAAGAAGCGCAGAGAAGCUCGAGCGAAUCUUCCUGACAACCCCAAGAGCAAAGAGGAAGAAUCGCUAGAAAAUGGUGACAAGGAGCUGUCCUCUGAAGGCCCAGAAACCCAAGAAGAGAAUGGCGAUGUUGAUGUGUCAGUGGACAUAGGGUAUGACCUGAGGGAGGUGCUGCAGCGAAAGCGGGAUGGUCAGAAGCUUGAAUCGAAACAAACCGAUCAGAGCGUCCAAAGGACGGACAACUUGAGGAUCCACAGUGUAGACAACAAACGCUAUGUCCGCAGGGAUGAUUCGAACCUGCCGACCUCGGCGUUUCAAGAUGAAGCAGCAGAAGGAGACGCACGAGGAGACAAGUCGUUUGAGACUGCCAGAGAUCAGAUACCUGAAUCAGAUGCCCGCAACACAGAACUUUCGGCUGAUUAUCAGGCUUCCGUUAGGAGAGAUCGAUCUCCUGUAGCUGAUGUUGCUCACGGCUCAUCGGACGGCAGAAGACCUGGAAAGCGAGGGAGAAACUCACCUGCUGUAUCGCCAGAGCCUGACAACAGAGAUUUCUCCAAAAGGAGGAGGUUUGAAGUGAACACGUCUUCCACACCCGAUCGCAGACAUGGCGAUCGCUUUCGUCCCAUGCAACCAGCGCUCGUCUCUUCUCCUGGGGCUGGUCGGGGUCGGGCACUCACAACUCCAGCAUGGAAAGCUCGCGACUCCCCCAGCUUGCCGAGGGACGGUGCACCGCUGGGAGGAGAGAUGAUCAUGGGAAGGAUAAGCGCUGGGAGGAUGCCGAAAGAUCUCCAAGACGCAGACGAAGUUCGCCGGAUCGUGCUCCCUUUCGAGACCACGCCCAAAGCAGACCAGGGGCGAAGGUCGGCCAUGACGGUGGAGAAGGGAAACGUUCAAACUUUGAUGCAAGAGGUGAUCGACGGCCAGAGUUCGGACGAGGAGAAGUGA
Molecule: messenger RNA, 1020 nt
Organism: Guillardia theta CCMP2712
Lineage: Eukaryota; Cryptophyceae; Pyrenomonadales; Geminigeraceae
Exons: 4
Coding region: 1-1020 (339 amino acids)
Source: RefSeq, a predicted model, not a curated record